This is a messenger RNA of Melanotaenia boesemani (Boeseman's rainbowfish), 4100 nucleotides long. It is a transcript of the gene lrrc75a, whose product is annotated as leucine rich repeat containing 75A. The transcript is spliced from 5 exons. NCBI's taxonomy places the organism in Eukaryota, Metazoa, Chordata, Actinopteri, Atheriniformes, Melanotaeniidae. The record is from RefSeq and is a predicted model, not a curated record. The coding region runs from base 721 to 2103 and encodes 460 amino acids.
UGUGCUCACGUGCCCUCGCUGUGCGCCCCCUUCCAGUUGGAACAGAGCAUGCCAUACAUCGUCCACUUCCAGAUAAGGGACUGCGGUCUCGCCCCUCCGGCGGAGUCGAUCCCCCGGAGCUGCAGCCCGUGGAGCCGCCGCCUGCCGCGGAGCGGAGAUUCAACCUUGGAGGAGGACGAAUGCUGCGUUUGUUGCAGGUAAUGCAUGACUUCCUGCGGCCGAGGAAGGACGGGGCAGAUCUACAGGGUAAACACUGCUGUGUCCUGCCGCAUGCAGCUCCCCAUCCGACCCGCCGCCUGCUCCUCCUGCAGCUCGGACAGAAGGCUUGCUUUUAGGGGAUAACACCGCCGCUCUCCAAGUGAAAUAUUUCCGUGAAGUUGUGUUCGGGAUAGGAGGCUGCGGCGGGCCGAGCUCCACACCGAAGCCUACUUUUGGUAUCCUCCACCCUGACUUUGCUGUGUCCGAGCUGCGCGGCCAUGCUGCAGGCUGCACCCUGUGACCUGUUCCCGACCUGACUGGGAUUAACAAACUCACCGCUCCCAUCUGAAUAUUAUUGUUUAUCUUCUGACCGCCUUGUAGUUUCUGCUUUAGCCCCGAACUGACCAGGUUUUACCUGGUAAAUGUGAGCAGAGUAUCUCAAACAUUAAUCAAAGCUGACUCUGCAUGACUGCUCUGUGGGACCAGCAUUCUCUUCAUCACAACCCCCAGUGAGGCAGCAUCAUGGGUGCCAAGCAGACCAAAGGCCAGGAGCUGGGGGGAGCCAGUCCUCAGCACAGCUGGAAGCGGACCCCCACCAAGGAACGGGGAGACAUCUUCGCCGCCCUCAUGCUGAAGUCAGGAGACCGGCUGAGCCGUGGCGGGACGCCACCGCCUCCUUACCAGCGACGCAUAGGAAUGAUCCAGGAGAUGAUGCUGAUGGCCAAACAGGGGAAGCAGGACGAGGCCACAGAGAUGUUGAAGACGCUCCGACAGGACCUGGGCAUGGAGUCAACUUCUCUGGAUGAUGUGCUGUAUCGCUAUGCCAGCUUCCGAAACCUGGUUGAUCCAAUCACACACGACCUGAUCAUCAGCCUAGCGCGAUACGUUCACUGCCCCAAGACGGAAGGAGACUCUCUCGGGGCGAUGGAGAAGGUUUGUCGCCAGCUGACCUACCAUCUCAGCCCCCACUCUCAGUGGAGGAGGCAGGGCUUGCUCAAGAGGAAACCUCAGGCCUGUCUGAAGGCGGUGCUGUCAGCGCCUCUGUCCAGCGGAGCUCUGGACCUCUCUGGCAUCCCCUUGUCAGCCCGGGACAUGGAGCGUCUGUGUGCACACCUGCAGCGUCAUGCAUCCACGGUGGUCAGCUUGGAGCUGGGCUUCACAGAGCUGACGGAUGAGGCUUUCCUGCUGCUCCUCCCCACACUGGCCGCUCUGCCACAUCUGGAGACUCUAGCCCUCAACGGAAACAGACUAACCAGAGCGAUUCUAAAGGAGCUGACUGAUGCCCUGAAGGAUCCGAACAGUUUCCCGAGCGUGACGUGGAUCGACCUGGGAAACAACGUGGACAUCUUCUCCCUACCGCAGCCCUUCCUGGUCAGCCUGAGGAAACGCUGCCCUAAGCAGGGCAACUUGCCCACCAUCCUGGAGUUUGGAGAGAGCCAGGCCAGUGAACCCCCCGAAAGGCUGAGGGGUCUCGGGGAAGAGGAGGAGACGGAUGAUACCAACCAGACUGAGAGCAUGGGGGAGCUCAGGUCGGAGGUAGAGGAGGAGCUGGAUGGAGAGACUGAGAUAGAGGAGAUGAUGGAGGAGCUGCUGGACUUUGACAGAGAGGUGCAGGGGAAGGCGGAUGAGGAGGAGAGCAUGUGGACGGUGGGGGAGCAGAGAAGAGUUGGAGGGAGAAGGCGAGAGAGACGGGAGGAGGAGGAUGAAAAGGAGAAGGAAACACAGCAGAGAGCCAUGAGGAAGCCGGGAAGGAGGCCAGCAAUGGUGGAAGAUGAAGAUGACACGCAGAGCCACUCCUCCCACUUUUCAUGCUCCAGCCAAUCACAGCACUCUCUUUCUGGAGCAGUGGAGCCAAUGAGAGCAGAGGAGGAUUACUCGAUCAGCCAAUCAGAACAUUUAACCUGAUUGCUGCUUCCUGCUUGGUUUGUGUUUUCCUUCCUGUGUCUGGUCCUAUGUGGACGGAGAGAAGACUGAGGCUGGACACGACCCUGUUGUCCGUCCAGUGAUCCGGUUCGCCUCCGAUAACUGACAUGAUGACUGCUGAGCCCAAGGUCAAAGGUUGGCCCAACAAGAUGUGUUUAAUCAGAACAGACUGCUUUAUCUGCUUACACAAAGUUGUCUGUACAACAAUGGCCACGUUUACAUGAGGGUUUUAAUUCUCCUUUAAUUCAGAAUAAAAAUUAAAAUGACCUUGUAAACACCUAAUUCUGAAAGAAAAUGACCAUUCUGAAUUAAACUUAAAUCCGAAGUAAAUGGCUAGUUUAUUCGGAUUUAAAAUCCGAAUUGAAUAAUUCCUCAUGUUCACUCAUUCAUUCCACUUUAAAUUAAUUCUGGUUGUUCUGCGCAUGUUCGUUCCCUUGUCCUGUCGCCAUGACGUUACAGUACUCUACCUCCCUUCUCCUCCUCAGCUGACCAAAGUAAGGUAAUAUGCUGGUGUCAAGCUGCUGCUUCAAAACUAGAAUCAAAAUUAAUGUGAAAAUGGUUCUUAUUACAUGGCCUUCCAUGUUGUAGACUAAAAGAAAAAAAAGCUGAAACUGGAGUUUUCUUCUGGUACAUCACAUCCGCCUACUGUCCAAUAAGAACCAUUCCCAACCCCCAGAUCUAAAGUGGAAUUAAACGUCUUUCCAUGUAAACCUCAAUUCGGAAUUACUAUUUCCAUGUAAACGAGAAGCAGAAUACUUUAAUUCUGAUUUAUUUCAUUCUGAAUAAUUAAUUCCAAAUUAAAAAAACACCAUGCAACUGUGGCCUUUGUUAAUCAGGUCUUUUCUCCCGUCGGUCUCUGUAAAGCCUUCAUGUGCCUGUAACACCUUUGGUUACUGGUUUAACUUGUGUCCUGUCCGAGAAAAACAACUAGAAGAUAAAAUAAAACAGAGACACAAAUAAACUGGUCAGGCCCUUAAACUUAUGAAAAAUGCUGUUAGCCAAAAAACUACAAAUAGGAACUUAGAAAACGUUCCUCGUGUGUGUCUGACGGCUGGUCAGCUGCAUGCGAAGGUUAGCUGGAGUCAAACUGAAGCCAUUUUAUGGCGAUCUGUUGCUGGUAAAGAAACAAACAGAUGCACUGAGGUGUUAAAGAUGUGAAGUUAGUCAUCUGCAGCAACCAAUAAAGGAUUCGAUGCUGCAGAGAAAGAAGACUGGGUGAUGUUUGUACAAAGAACAGAAGUUACAAUCUGGCUGCCAUGUGUCCCAAAGCAGAUAUUAAAAAUUUAAAAGCCUUUUCACACAAUCCAGGUCCACUAUUCACUCCGUGGACGAUUGUGCCACUGAGUGUCACAUGUUUAUAACCAUGUGUUUGUGUAUAUGAUCACAUUCAGGUAGAAAACAAACUUAUUUUUACCCUGCAGAGCAUCGCUUUCACCCAGGAUGUGUGCUUUUCCUCCAGCUGCCCCAUCAUGCAGAGCUUUAAAAAGCAACUUUAUUUUUACAUGUACAGCAUAAAUAUAUAAAAAUAUAUAUAGAUUGUUUUUAAUCUGUCCAGCUGUAGCUGAGUAAAUGAGCUAGAUAAGAAGGAAUACUACUGGUCCAGUAACUCAUAUUAUCUUUGUGGUUUGGAAGAGCUGAACCUCAGCACUAGUUAAUUAUUUUGUUGUUAUGUAGAUUUUUGGUGCAGAAAAUGAACAGAAGUAAAAGAAAGAAGUUCGCACUGAUACAAACCUUAAUUCUAAACAAGCUGUAACGAUAUAAAAUAUUUUAAAAAUACCGAAUGCAAUUUUCUUUACAUCUCAUCAACCCAUAUUUUAUUCCUAAUAUAUUAUAAACAGCAUCUUAUGUUGAAACUGAGGCAUUUUGCCAUUUUAGCUCAUUGACUUUGAUAGCAGCAACACUUUCUCUAAAAAGUAGUUCCAGGGUGAUGUUCAGCAUCGUGUGGCAUCCCCUCUUUUUUUAACAUCUGUCUAUAAAUG